Molecule: messenger RNA, 1505 nt
Organism: Dichomitus squalens LYAD-421 SS1
Lineage: Eukaryota; Fungi; Basidiomycota; Agaricomycetes; Polyporales; Polyporaceae
Exons: 2
Coding region: 1-1362 (453 amino acids)
Source: RefSeq, a predicted model, not a curated record
AUGGACACAUCGAAGGACGCAGAGAGUAUAGACCCAUCCGUUCCAGUACCUGGGCUCCAGCCCUCAGACGAGCCAUUGGCUACACAGGAGCAGCAGGACGCCACGCUUCAGCCCAAGAGGAGCGUACUCAAGACCAUUCUCAGAGCCAUCUUCUUCGCCCUCGUAUACGUCAGCUUCUACUCCUGGAUGAUGGCGACGAUGGCCGGCGUCUCCUACACGGUCACGCACUGGGUCCUUCGAACCAUCGUGUCUCGCUGGCCCUCGCUUGACCCCUCCGGGUCAUUCCAGGCGAUCGACCCAAUAACCGCCUUUGCUGCAGUGCAGGCAAGCGGCUAUCUCGUCUACCUACCCCGCGCAUUGGUGACGAUGGUCCCUACCGUCCUUGUCUUCCAUAAAUCCGAGACCGCUCCCCGUGGACGGACGAUCGAGCCGUUCAAGCAGUGGUGGGCGCGCCCGACUGCAUCCAUUCCUUCAUUCGUCGUCCGUAUAUUCAAGAGCGCAUUCCUGUUUGCGGUGGGCCCACUGGGGGCUUUGCUGCGUCCUGUUGGCCGCGAGCCAUGGCUAGAUGUCCGGCACGCUAUGGUGGUCGCCACCGUGGUGUGCGCGUGGCACGCCACGUUCCAGGCUCUUGUCUGGCUAUGGCAGUCUCGGAAGCCGGCUAUCCAGCUCACGGAUGAGAAGGAUGUCGAGGUGGAGUCGAUGGAGCAAGGUCGCGAGGGUGUGGAGGAGCCUGCAGACGGCGGGCGAAAGGUCACCCGUGCCCAUAUCGUCCUCGUCACGCUCGCCACAAUCCCGUGUCUAGCAUUCCUUAUGGCGUACUACAACGCCUACGCCAACGUGCUGGCGCACUGGCUGCUACUCCGCCUUACCACCUCGCGGUGGCUAGCGCCCCUGGACGCCGCCAAGAUGUUCGAGACGGGAACGUUUGAGAACACCAUGUGGACUGCGAAACUGGGCGCAUUCGCCGUCGCCACUCCAUACAUCGUCGUUGCGUUCCUUCCCACGGCAUUCCAUCUCGACGAGGUUACGGCGAAGAAGAACUUUGAGCCAAUCAAGGAGUGGUGGAUCCGAGUCACGAAGCCCGUCCCGCGGGUCGUCAUGUCUGCCUUGAAACCCGUCCUCUGGAUCUCGACAGGACCCAUUGGAGUAUGGUUGAGCAGAUAUUGGCCGAGCGGAAAGGGGCCCGGCUUAGACGCUUGUAACGCGACGAGAGUUGCUGUGGUCGCCUGGGUGUUGAUAACUGUGUGGGAGAAGGCUGUGGGGAGCCUGGCCUCGGGCAAAGCCAAGGCCGUGCAGGCUGCCAGUUUGGCCCAGGAUCAAGAGGAGGUUCAGAAGGAGAAAGACCUGAUCGUGCAGGUGUGAAGUCUUUAAUCUGUGAUAUAGGCGUCUGAACAUGAUUCAUUCGCGGCUCUUUCAUUUGAGACGGUAUUUUGAUCACUCGUUUUCGUCUCGUACUACUAUUGCAUGUACUGCAGGUCUUGAUGUCCGAUAUAUUUCUUUUCAGU